This is a messenger RNA of Rhineura floridana, 7593 nucleotides long. It is a transcript of the gene ARHGAP8, whose product is annotated as Rho GTPase activating protein 8. NCBI's taxonomy places the organism in Eukaryota, Metazoa, Chordata, Lepidosauria, Squamata, Rhineuridae. Gene Ontology annotation, biological process: small GTPase-mediated signal transduction; negative regulation of endocytic recycling. The record is from RefSeq and is a predicted model, not a curated record. Gene Ontology annotation, cellular component: cytoplasm. Gene Ontology annotation, molecular function: GTPase activator activity. The transcript has 14 exons. Bases 452 to 1729 code for a protein of 425 amino acids.
AACAGCGAAGCUCGCUUCCUCGUUCCCCGAGGAAUGUUAAGUCCCACCUAGUUCCUGUCUUUCCUCGGUCCCAGCAGCCCCAGGAGAGAGGCAGGCAGACAGACGCGGGCCAGGCUGAAAAGAUUUGGGAGAGAAGGACGAGCUGUGCGUGUGUGGGGUCCCUAGGGAAGGGCAAUCGGGCAACACACCGCAGCCAGGAGGUGCGAGUCAGGGCUUUUUCUGUGACAGCACUCACCAGUAUGGAGUACCGGCACCUCUUUUUCUGCUGCCAAUGGCAGACAUUUUGUGCUGGCACCCACCCACCCACUUUUAUCAAUAUAAGAGUACCGGCUCCUCAUUUUUUUACCAAUAAACACCACUGAUCCAAGGGUUGAUCAAGGACUAAAGAACAGUUGGUCCAGCAACUAGUGGACAUCAUUGACUGCACUGACUAGUUUUGCAUACUGCAAACAUGUCUGAAAUUGAUUUUGAAAAGUUAGCUGAAAUAGAAUUAAGGAAAGAUGAGGCAGAAAAUGCAGAUACUGAAGAGAGCAAGGGCUCGUUUGCAACUGUGUCAAAUGGAGAUGCUGAAAUAAGCAUGAGUCACCCAUAUUAUGAUGUGGCAAGACACAAUAUCAUUCACUUUGUAGGUGAUGAUAAUUUGGGGAGAAAAGUGAUUGUUUUCAGUUGCUGCCAUUUGCCCCCUUCCUACCAGCUUAAUCACAGUCGAUUAUUAGAAUAUUUAAAGUAUACAUUGGACCAGUAUGUGGAAAAUGACUACACAGUUGUCUACUUUCACUAUGGACUGAACAGUAAGAAUAAACCCUCCUUGAGCUGGUUACAAAGUGCCUACAAAGAAUUUGACAGGAAGUAUAAGAAAAAUCUGAAAGCACUCUACAUUGUACAUCCAACCAAUUUCAUAAAAAUUAUUUGGAACAUUUUUAAACCUCUGAUCAGUCACAAAUUUGGAAAAAAGGUAAUCUAUCUGAAUUACUUAACUGACCUGAGAGACCAUCUCAAAUAUGAUCAGCUCAACAUUCCUCAAGAAGUUAUUCGACAUGAUGAAAAUCUUCGGACUAAACAAAAGAAAAAGCCACCCACUCCAGUGAAGAUCCCUCCACCAAGACCACCUCUCCCAACUCAGCAAUUUGGGGUUAGCCUCCAAUACCUCAAAGCUAAAAACAAAGGUGAAUUAAUCCCACCAGUAAUGAAGCACACAGUAGUUUAUUUGAAAAGAAAAGGACUCAAAGUGGAAGGACUGUUUAGGCGGUCAGCUAGCAUGCAAAGUAUUAAAGAGAUACAGAAACUUUAUAAUCAGGGAAAAUCUGUUAAUUUUGAUGAAUAUGAAGAUAUCCAUAUUCCUGCAGUCAUCCUUAAGACUUUACUCAGAGAACUCCCUGAGCCUUUAUUGACCUUUGCAACCUAUGAUCAAAUCAUUGGAAUUACCAGUGUAGAAAGCAGCUUACGGGUGAGCAGCUGCAAGGAAAUUGUGCAUGGACUUCCUGAGCAAAAUUAUGCUGUUCUGAAGUUUCUGAUCUGCUUCCUCCAUGUGGUGUCGCAGGAAAGCAUUUUCAACAAAAUGACUGGUUCCAACCUUGCUUGUGUCUUUGGCCUGAAUUUAAUCUGGUCAUCCCAAGGCACUCCUUCUUUCAGCACUCUAGUGCCUAUAAAUCUUUUUGUUGGGUUACUGAUAGAUUUCUAUCCCACAAUCUUCAGUUCUCGAAGUGUACCUGGCGAACAAUUACCUUGAAAAUAAAAAGAAAGGAAACUGAAAUAUACCACUAGGAAGGACCAUCUUCCAUCAUUCCAUGCAAGACUUCACUGAAUCACAUUUUCAAUGCAUACAAAAAUGGCUCACUUUACAUGAAGCAGCCUUAUGCCAAGGAGGUUUAUAGGGUUUUUCCCAGCUCUGCUCACUGAAUUCCCUUUGUUAAUGCUAGAGAUUGGAUCUGGGACCUCCAGCAUGCAAGGCAAUGCAUUCUUUCAUUGAGCUGUGGCACCUUCCUCAUCAAAUGUCUCUUCUGUUUUUCAAAGCAUACAUCUGUGUAGCAUCUACAAAUCUAUCAAUCCAAAAUAAAAAGUAAUUUGAGGAGGCAGGGUGUAAUAAUUGAUUCAGCUGUCAUUCCUGUAAUAAUGCCUGCUUUAUAAAACAUUUCAGUUACGAACCACUUUAAAUUACUUUUUGUUAAGUUUUAGCAGGAAUAAUAAUAAUAAUAAUAAAAUUUUAUUUGUUAGUCGCCCAUCUGUCUGACUUAACAGACACUCUGGGCGACUUACACAAUAUAAAAUACAAUUUAAAACAUAUUCAUACAACGGUCACCAUAUUAAACAACAAUACAUCUAAACCACCCGUUAGUAAUACAACAUAAUAGCCUAACCCACCCCAGAAAUCCCGUAGGCCUGCCUGAAUAACAAGGUCUUUAAGGCUCGGCGAAAAGCCAUCAGGGAGGACGCAUGUCGAAGGUCAAAAGGAAGCAAGUUCCAGAGGGUGGGGGCCACGACCGAGAAGGCCCUCUCUCUGGUCCGCACCAGCCUAGCUGUUAACACUUUAUACAUUUGUACAUGUGUGAAUACAGUGCUGUAUUAACUGUGUACAUGGAUUUUAGAUAUUCAACAUUUAGUGUAUAUUCAUUUAAGCCUUGUAGUUUUCCAGAUACUAUAGAGGCAAGUGCCAUGACAACUUAGGUAUUUUUAUAUAACAUCUGAGUUGUCCAUUGAACUUGCAUAUACCAUUUUUAAAAAAUCAUUUUCAGGACAUACUUCAAAUAUACUUACACUAAGGUCAGGAUCCAAAGGAUAUGUGCACAUGCAUUCUAUUGCAUGUGCUUCUUCCUCCCUCCCCUGGAUUGUCUUCCAGAUAUUGCCCCUCAAACCUCCUGCUUUUGGGCUUCCCAUUCCCACCUGUUGGAAGUGGAGCUGGAUUUGAUAUGCCUUUAGUUUGACAUAGCAGGGCUCUUCUUAUGCCUUUUACUGCUCUUUAAAGUGAGCUCAAAGACCCUCCGUGGCGCAGAGUGGUAAGUGGUGGUAAUGCAGCCGAAGCUCUGCUCACGGCCGGGCCUUCCAUCCAUCCGUGGUCGGUAAAAUGAGUACCCGGCAUAUGCUGGGGGGUAAAGAAAGGCCGGGGAAGGAACUGGCAAUCCCACCCCAUAUAUACGGUCUGCCUAGUAAACGUCGCAAGAUGUCACCCUAAGAGUCGGAAACGACUCGCACUAUAAGUGCGGGGACACCUUUACCUUUUUAAAGUGAGUUCAAACGUUAGUUUUAGGGAUCACAUACAAAAGGCUGGGAAAUGCUACCUGUACAUAUGUAGUAUUUUCUCCUGACUUCUCCUUUUGAACAGCUGUCAUUGUUUGGGCCAGAUUUAGGGACACAUGAUUUAGUUCCUUAUAUUAGCACUUCCUGUGGAUACCGCUGCUGUCAGAGGUUAAAUUGAUUAAUGUUUCAAUGAUGGUGCCAUAGCUUUGGUCCUUGCCUAGUUUACGUUUUUAGGAAGCUAGUAAAACUUCUAUUUCAAAGCAGUUUGGAUAUACUAGAGGAAGUUGUGCUUCUGUCAUUAGUUGUUUUGUUCUUUUAAUGAUGGUGAUUAUUUGUUAUUGUGAAAAGACUUCAAUAGAUACUGGUACUCCCCAUUUAAUUUAACAGCUGAGCCAACACACAGCUGAGUGAGAGCUGGAAGUAUUGGUAGAUAAGGACUCUGAAAGCUUUCUUCAAGAGAUAAAAGGUCAGCAUCUGAGAAGGGGGUGGGGAGAGUCCCAGAAUGGAGAAGGAGGAGUGGGUCUGGAGCUACAGCAGAGAAACACUGAAAAGAAACCAGGAUUUUUGAGAGCCAGCAGAGAUUAAUAAGGAAAGGGGGAGGGGGAGGUAAAAGAUGGGCUACAAGAGGAAUUUGGGCUGCCUCAGCAAAGCGUAUGAAGAAGAGGAGGAAGAAGAAGAGUGAUAGGACAGAAGUGUCUAUGGUUGUCAUCCCUAGUGGUGGGUGAGAAAGAGGGAGAAGAGUGAAGAGACAGGACAGGACACAGCAUAUAGAGAACAAAAUUAACACAGUGGAGUCUGAUGAUAAAAGGUGACAACAGAACUCUUUCAGUAAGUUCCCCACUAGGAGGUGCUCUGAGCACAAGGGGCCCCCUGGGGUUCUGAGGACUCCUGGGACCAGAAAUGGAGAUAAGAACUGACAAUUAUCUUUCCUCCAGGAAGCUUAGGGUUGCAUCCAUGGUCCCAUCUUAUCCUUACUUCUGCUGUGAGAUAGCUUAGAUAUAAAUAGUGACUGGUCCGAGGUCACCCUUUGGGUUCUAUAGUAGUGCAGGGACUUUAGUCCAGUUCUUCCCAGUCCAAAUUCAACACCCUAUCCAUUACACCACACUAGUGGUUGUUACCACAUUAGGUGCAUUUUGCAGAACAGCAGAAUACAAAAAAGAUCAUUUAAACUCCAGUUACCAUUACAUAAACAUUAAAUAGCAACAAGAUAAAGAUCAUUUAAAAAAAACACCUUACUCUGUUUUGCAAAUAAGUUCACAGAAGUUCCUAGCCCACGUACAUUCUUACUUCCUUCUAUCCUUACACAUAGAUAUAUUUGUGGCCUCAAAGAAAUGUUUGUAAAGCUUUCCUAUCUCAUCACCUGGAGGCAGUUCUUACUUGCUACAGGCAAUCAAGCCAGUUUUUGUUUAUUAUGAGCCUGGUUGUAUAUUUCAGUAGUCCUUGUCUGUCUCACUCGGAGAGAAUAACAGGCAUGUACUCAUUGUGCAGUAAUUACAGUACACUGGAAGUAAAGCUAUAGUCUGUUAAUGGUACUAUCUCAUUCACUCUAGAGCAUUGAUCUUAACUAGUGGGUUGGAAUCCACUAAUGGAACACACAGCCUGAUCUAAGGUGGGUCACAACAGCAUCACUGCCACCAUACAAAUAAUUGGUAAAAAAAAAGGAACUGGUUCCCAGAAGAAGUGAUGACUUCUACUCUAGAGUAGGAAUGAGCAUGAUGGGAGUUGAUGUCCAACAUCUAGAGGGCUGCAGGUUCCCCAUCUGUGCCCUAGAGGAAAAGUGAACAAUAUUUUGUACUGGUCUUUAUUCCAGACACCCUUAACAACUUGUGGAGGAGUGGAGUUGCGUCAUUUGGUGUCCAUGUUGUGAAGUGGCCCUAUGGUUGUAUGCACAACUCUUUACCACUGGCAGUGAAUGUGCAACAAGCAGGAAGGUAUGGUAGACAGGCAUGCUGGGGACAUGACCAGCAGGUGAAAUCUUCCCCAGGUUCAUGAACACAUGAAGGAGAAAUGGGGAAGACCCAUAGUUAGUGCUAGAGCAUAUUUCUUGCGUGCAGAGUUCCAUGUUCAAUCCUUGGCAUGUCCCGGUAGGGCUGGAAUAUACCCUCCUCAGAAAUCCCAAAGGACCACUGCUAGUCAGUACAGAUAAUAUUGAACUAGUUGGACCAAUGGUCUUACUCAGUACAAGGUAGAUUCCUAUGUGUUCCUAUGCGAAACCUUUUUUAGAAAGAUGGAUUUGGUCUAAAUCCAGUGUAUUUGGUUGAUUGCUCAUCACGUGGCUCAGAAACUGAUUGCUGACUAGUUUACAGCCUACUGACUGGUGCCUAGCAAGAAGUGUAUGCUACAUACACUGUUCAUGCUAUAUUAGCUGCCACUAGACACUUAAAAGUGGCUUAUACAUUUGCCACAUACUGAUCUAGUGAGGUUUUGCAUUUGUCUUUGCAGAUUCAGUGAUGUUGUCUUUCUAUUGUAUAUUGAAACCAGAAUAACAUCAUGUAUAUAAUAACCUCUUCCUACCAUUUCUAAUUCUUUUACAAAAAGGUAUCACAUGUUCUCUAGGAAUUGUUCCAAUUUGAUCCUGCUUGGGAGGUGGGAACUGUAAUAAAUAGAAUUACUUGUCAGUAAGAUGGAUUGCAUCCUUUUAUUGCAUCAGCUGUAACUUCAGGGCCACUUCACACAUUACAUGUUUCGAUGUACUCUGAGGCCUGUUGUUCACGUUAUGUUUGUAGGGAAGAAACUGCAAUUUGCAAUGUGGUUUCUUAUAAUAAUAAUAAUAAUAAUAAUAAAAUUUUAUUUUUGAGUCGCCUAUCUGGCCAAAUUAACGGCCACUCUAGGCGACGUACACCAACAGGAUAAAAUACAAUAUAAAACCAAUACAACACACUCAAUAAUUAAACCAACCACCACUCUUAUAUUUAAUCAACAACAUUAAAAGCUAACCCACCCCAGAGCUCCCGUAGGCCUGCCUGAACAGCCAGGUCUUCAAGGCUCGGCGGAAAUCUGUCAAGGAUGGGGCAUGGCGAAGAUCGAAAGGAAGGGAAUUCCAGAGGGUGGGGGCCACAAUCGAAAAUGCCCUCUCUCUGGUCCUCACCAGUCUAGCUGUUUUAACUGGUGGGACCGAGAGAAGGUCUUGUGUGGCUGAUCUUGUCAGGCGGCAUGACUGGUGAUGCUGGAGGUGCUCCUUCAGAUAAACUGGGCCGAAAUCAUAUAGGGCUUUAAAGGUCAACACCAGCACCUUGAAUUGGGCCCGGUAAACAACUGGUAACCAGUGUAGAUCCACUAACACCGGAGUGAUAUGAUCACGGUGACGGCUGUUCUUAAUCAAACGUGCCGCCGCGUUCUGUAUCAGCUGUAAUUUCUGGACUGUUUUCAAGGGCAACCCCACGUAGAGCGCAUUACAGUAGUCUAAACGAGAGGAGACUAGGGCAUGUAUCACCCGUGGGAGAAGAUGGGCAGGAAGGUAGGGUUGCAGCUUCCGUAUCAGAUGGAGUUGAUACCAGGCUGCCCGGCUCACUGCUGAAACUUGAGCCUCCAUGGACAGCUGGGAGUCAAGAACGACCCCCAGGCUGCGGACCUGGUCCUUCAGGGGUAAUCUUACCCCAUUAAAUACCAGGUCUAUAUCUCCCAACCUUCUCUUAUCUCCCACGAGCAACACCUCGGUCUUGUCGGGAUUUAGUUUCAGCCUAUUCCUUCCCAUCCAUCCACUUACGGAUUCCAGGCACUUGGACAUGGUAUCCACAGCCAACUCUGGUGAGGACUUAAACGAGAGAUAGAGCUGAGUAUCAUCCGUAUAUUGGUGACACUGCAGCCCAAAUCUCCGGAUGAUGGCCCCCAGCGGCUUUACAUAGAUGUUGAAUAGCAUGGGGGAGAGGAUAGAACCCUGUGGCACUCCACAAUUGAGAGGCCAAGGGUCUGAAACCACAUCUCCCAAUGCCACCCAUUGGUGCCUGUCUGAAAGAUAGGAACGGAGCCACCGUAAAACAGUGCCCCCUGUUCCUAAUUCCUCCAGGCGGUCUAAAAGGAUACCGUGGUCGACGGUAUCGAAAGCCAUCAUGUUAGAUGAGUAAGGUGAAAAGCUCAGAUUGUGGGCUUAUGCCCAUGCAAGUGUCGCCCCCCUCUUAGGAACUGAGUAAUGCUGGCAUAGGAAGAACUGCAGCAUCGACUCCUCCCAUGUGGCCUGGAGCUGCUGACAUUAGCAAAGCAAUGCAGGAAUGAGAUACACAUUUAUUAUCAAUUUUAUUAAUGUCUUUAUUUGCCACUUUUCUAUAAAUAUGCUCAAAGCGGCUUAUGGAAAGAGUAAAACAAAUGAACAUAUCGAUGCAGCAAAAAUGAUAAUGUAUAUACUAAAACAUAUUUCAUAAC